AUGAUUGGUCGUUCAACUUCUAUGCUUCCUUUGCGUCUUGUCAGGCAAAAGUCUUCCAGCACAGGCUCCUCUUCCACAUCAGCCAUGGCUUACAAGUCUUUGCACCGCAACCAAAAGAGACCACCUUUGCCAACUUUCGAAACUCCAAACUGGUCUGCAGACGCCGCCGUUUCAUCUAUCUUAUAUGAAACACCAGUUGCAUCUAAGGCUCCUAGAAAGCAACACGUUUUGAACUGUUUAGUCCAAAACGAGCCAGGUGUGCUUUCUUCUGUUUCAGGUACUUUGGCUGCAAGAGGUUUCAACAUUGACUCGCUUGUUGUCUGUAACACUGAAGUUAAGGACUUGUCUAGAAUGACCAUUGUUCUCGCAGGUCAAGACGCUGUUAUUGAACAAGCCAGAAGACAAAUCGAAGAUUUGGUACCAGUUUAUGCUGUUUUGGAUUACACCAAUGCCGAAAUCAUUAAGAGAGAAUUAUUAUUGGCCAGAGUUUCCUUAUUGGGACCAGAAUACUUCCAAGAAUUAAUUGCUAGUCACAAAUUAGUGUCGUCUGAUGCAUCUUCUAUACCAGACUUGUCGGCACCGGAAUCUUCGUUCCACCCAAACAACUUGGCUCCAUCUGAAGCCUUGAGACAAAAGCAUAACCAUUUGGAACACAUUUCUACUAUAACUGAGAAGUUCGGUGGUAAGAUUGUUGAUAUAAGUGAUAGAAACGUGAUUGUUGAAUUGAGCGCCAAACCAUCCAGAAUUUCUUCAUUUACUCAAUUAUUGCAACCAUUUGGUAUUUUGGAAAUUGCAAGAUCCGGUAUGAUGGCCUUGCCAAGAACUCCAUUGGAUGGACACGUUGAGGAAGAAGAUGUUGUAGAUGCUGCUGAUAUCGUUGAUGUCAGUCAAUUACCACCUGGUUAA
Dujonia railenensis is the source of this 906-nucleotide messenger RNA. Lineage: Eukaryota; Fungi; Ascomycota; Pichiomycetes; Serinales; Debaryomycetaceae. The record is from the annotation of a GenBank genome assembly.